AUGUCAAUCGACCUUCGUCCCUUCGAGAACUCUCACUCAGAUCUUGUCCCGAGAAUUCGCCACGCUGAAACAGCUGCAUAUGAAUAUUGCCAUAUGUUAUGGAAGGAGAGUUGCAGAGGAAGUCAGGUCAACGAGGAUCAAUCCUUGCCUCGAAAAGCACCAAGGCUGGUGUAUCCCCCGGUCUUGGAGAAGAAAACGCCAAAGCCAAAACCGGUCCUGGAAUAUCAUUUGAUUGAACAGAAAAUCACCAGCGCAAUCACUGAUUUCAAGGCUGGCAAAUACACAAGCUUGGCUGAAGCUGGAAGGGCCAACGGGAUCACUGAGAGAUCUGGAUACUUUCGACUCCGUGCUCGUGCAGCUGGAAGGGCGUCCAAGUCCGAUCGAAUCAAGAACGGCAGCCAACGUCUCAGCCCAGAACAAGAAAUUAUCCUGUGUCAGUAUGUUGACAGUCUAGACGAUAUCCGCGCCUUACACCGCAAGAUUGGCGAAAAGGCGUACAGCAUGUUAUGUGAAAAUCUCGCGGCAGACGAAGCGCUACCAAAGCCGCUGGGCAAACAAUGGCCCGCUCGGUUCCUGGAACGUCAUCCAGGUAUCAUGGCUCGCCGACCGAGGCCUCUUACUGCGUCAGAAACCAGAGAGCCAGAAAACGAGUCAAGUCUGCCCUUACCCAAUGAAAAAGAAGCUCGUACGAUCGACAUAAGCAACGAUGAGCCACAGCUUUUUCUCGACUGUCAGAGAUACCUCGACCGCUCCCCUGAGGUGGAUGAUGAGACGACCAUUCAGGUCCAGUCUCCCUGCACAGGCCCUGCAGCCCCAGCUAACGUCUUGAUUGUCACUUGCGGCACGAGCAGUGUCGACAGAAACGUGUCAUCUCCUACAGCAACUCCUCCUGAUCGUCCAGCAGCCGGAAGCUCUACAGCAACUUCUUUUUUGUCGGCAAUAAAGAGUAGUCUUGCCGAACAUAGAAUGACAUUCUCAAGCCGUCUUACGUGA
Molecule: messenger RNA, 993 nt
Organism: Aureobasidium melanogenum CBS 110374
Lineage: Eukaryota; Fungi; Ascomycota; Dothideomycetes; Dothideales; Saccotheciaceae
Exons: 2
Coding region: 1-993 (330 amino acids)
Source: RefSeq, a predicted model, not a curated record